AUGCCGAUGCCAGUGGUGACGACGGCGAGGAGCACCACAUCUCCGUGCCCGAUUGAUUGUAACGCCGGCUACAACGACCUGGACCCGCUGCAGUGGGUCCGCGGCUGGUCCGGCGAGAAGAAGCUGUAUUGCUGCAAGACGGCGAACAGGGGUUGCCCUUCGGAAUUGCCCCCGCCCUCGGGCCUGCCGCCGUCCAACGCGCCCCCCGAGCCAGACAAGAGCGUCUACGACUGCGACGCGGGCUACCACCACUGCAUGCACUGCCUGGUGCUGUCGUGGUCUCCGGCCAAGAUCGAUCACUGCUGCAAGACCCAGCACAAAGGUUGCAGGGGCGAGGAGCCAGAGUGA
Molecule: messenger RNA, 348 nt
Organism: Prorocentrum cordatum
Lineage: Eukaryota; Dinophyceae; Prorocentrales; Prorocentraceae
Source: the annotation of a GenBank genome assembly